ACUAAACCAGUCACACAGUCUCAUGCAAGUCAGCUGCCAUUACAAAACCAUACACUGAAAAAGAAAGAUGGUGUUCUGACACUGAAUACGGAGAGCGGUAAUUGUUCCCUCCAGGUACCAAACCUCCAUAAGUGUGAAAUCUGUUUGCUAUCUUUUCCAAAAGUGACACAGUUCCAGCGCCACAUGAGGGAUCAUGAACGAAAUGAUAAGCCUUACCGAUGCGAUCAGUGUCCGAUGUCAUUUAAUGUUGAGUUCAACCUGACACUUCAUAAAUGUACUCACAAUGGGGAAGAUCCUACAUGUUCUGUGUGCAACAAGAAAUUCUCCAGAGUGGCUAGUCUCAAAUCUCAUAUUAUGCUACAUGAGAAAGAAGAGAAUCUUAUUUGUUCAGAAUGUGGAGAUGAGUUUACUUUGCAGAGCCAGCUGUCCAUACAUAUGGAGGAACAUCGUCAGGAAUUGGCUGGAAGCAGGACCCAUAGCUGCAAGUCCUGUAAAAAGGAAUUUGAGACAUCCUCACAGCUUAAGGAACAUAUGAAAACUCACUACAAAAUAAGAGUAUCCAACACUAGAUCUUACAACCGAAACAUUGACAGAAGUGGGUUUACUUAUUCAUGUCCGCACUGUGGAAAGACAUUCCAAAAACCAAGCCAAUUAACCCGACAUGUUAGAAUACAUACAGGUGAAAGACCAUUUAAAUGUAGUGAAUGUGGAAAAGCCUUUAACCAGAAGGGGGCAUUACAGACACACAUGAUUAAGCAUACAGGUGAAAAGCCUCAUGCUUGUGCCUUUUGUCCAGCAGCCUUUUCUCAGAAAGGCAAUCUUCAGUCACACAUACAGAGAGUUCAUUCCGAGGUGAAGAAUGGCCCUACCUAUAACUGUACAGAAUGUAGCUGUGUUUUCAAAAGCUUAGGCAGCUUAAAUACUCACAUCAGCAAGAUGCAUAUGGGUGGUCCACAGAACUCGACAAGCACUUCUACAGAAGCAUCUCAUGUUACAAUGGAUCCUGUGUGUCAGCCUCUAACAACAUCUCCUGCUAAUCUGAUACAACCUGUUGAUAAUAAAUGGAAGAAUGCCACACAUUUUCGGUCUCCGCUUCUUCAACAGACAGAAAACCAAGUAACAUCAGCUGCAGGUCAGCAGGGGCAACAGGCUGUAACAGAUGUCAUCCAGCAGCUCCUUGAGCUGUCAGAACCAGGUCCAGUGGAAAAUAAUCAGCCCCAACAAUCUGGCCAACAACUCAAUAUUGCAAUGGGACUCAAUCGAGACAUCUUGCAGCAAGCCUUAGAAAACAGUGGGCUGUCUUCAAUUCCAGUCUCAGCGCAUCCUACAGAAUGUAGCCAAGCUAAGACUCCUACAGCUCAGGAUCAAAAUCCAGAUGUUCAGAACCUUUCUAAUCAUCAAGCUGACCCUAAUAAUGCAGAACAAGAUAAAGAGCAAGAAAGCCCAGAUAAGAUUGAUAAAAAAGAGAAAAAAGUUAUAAAGAAAAAGUCACCAUUUUUACCUGGUUCUGUACGUGAGGAGAAUGGAAUAAGAUGGCAUGUUUGUACAUACUGCUCUAAAGAAUUUAAAAAACCUAGUGAUCUAGUGCGCCACAUUCGAAUUCACACACAUGAGAAGCCAUUCAAGUGUCCCCAGUGUUUCCGCGCCUUUGCUGUGAAGAGCACUCUGACAGCACACAUAAAAACACAUACUGGCAUUAAAGCUUUUAAGUGCCAGUAUUGCAUGAAAUGUUUUUCCACUUCAGGAAGCUUAAAAGUUCACAUUCGUCUGCAUACAGGUGUGAGACCUUUUGCUUGUCCUCACUGUGAUAAAAAGUUUAGAACAUCAGGCCACAGAAAGACUCAUAUUACUUCACACUUUAAACACACUGAACUACGAAAGAUGCGACACCAGCGUAAACCUCCAAAAGUUCGAAUAGGAAAGACCAGCGUUCCAGUACCGGAUAUUCCUUUGCAAGAACCCAUACUCAUCACUGAUUUAGGUCUUAUCCAGCCGAUCCCAAGGAAUAGCCAGUUUUUCCAAAGUUAUUUUAAUAAUAGUUUUGGAAAUGAAGCAGACAGGCCAUACAAGUGUUUUUACUGCAGUCGUGCAUAUAAAAAAUCUUGUCAUCUUAAGCAACAUAUCAGAUCACACACUGGUGAGAAGCCAUUUAAGUGUUCUCAAUGUGGAAGAGGUUUUGUGUCAGCUGGAGUGCUAAAAGCACAUAUUAGAACUCAUACUGGACUGAAAGCUUUUAAGUGUCUUAUAUGUAAUGGGGCAUUCACUACUGGUGGUAGCCUCAGGCGGCACAUGGGCAUCCAUAAUGAUCUCCGACCAUAUAUGUGUCCAUAUUGUCAAAAAACAUUCAAAACGUCAUUAAACUGCAAAAAGCACAUGAAAACUCAUAGGUAUGAGCUUGCACAGCAGCUGCAGCAGCAUGAGCAAGCUGCUUCAAUAGAUGAUUCAACAGUAGAUCGACAGAGCAUUCAUGUUUCUACUCAGAUGCAAGUAGAGAUUGAAAGUGAUGAGCUGCAGCAGCCAGAAGCUGCCACAGCAGAUCAAGAAGCUAUUUUAGAACUAGACCAGCAGCAGGUAGUAGCCACAGAAGAAACAGGACUGGGGCAACAAUUGACUGACCAGUCUUUAGAACAAGAUGAAGAUAGGUUUGUGACAUCCCAGCAUACUUUACAGGAGAACAUCAAUCAGUUUGAACAGCAAGCUCUAACACAGCCGUCAUUUGAUCAACAAGGGUUAUCACAAGGUUUUACAGUGAAUGACAGCUACAAUCAACAGAAUCAAUUUCCAGCUGUACAGCAGCUACAGGAUUCAAGCACACUUGAGUCUCAGGCUCUUUCAACAAGUUACCAUCAACCAAAUCUUCUUCAAGUUCCUAACACAGAAACUAUUAACGUAACUACGCGUCUCCUACAAGAUCAGUCACAAGAAGAACUUGAACUUCAUGCCCAACGCUCCCAGUUUCUUGAGGACAACGAAGAUCAAAGUAGACGUUCAUACAGAUGUGAAUAUUGCAACAAGGGUUUUAAGAAAUCCAGCCAUUUGAAGCAGCAUGUGCGAUCACACACUGGGGAGAAGCCUUAUAAAUGUCAGCUGUGUGGCCGUGGAUUUGUUUCCUCGGGAGUUCUUAAAUCACAUGAGAAGACUCACACAGGAGUUAAAGCAUUCAGCUGUAGCAUUUGCAAUACAGCUUUCACUACCAAUGGCAGCCUUACUAGGCACAUGGCAACUCACAUGAGCAUGAAGCCUUACAAGUGCCCAUUCUGUGAUGAAAGCUUCCGAACAACCGUUCACUGCAAAAAGCACAUGAAAAAACACCAAACAGUCUCCUCUGCAGAAGCAGUACCUGGAGAGGCAGGAGGAGGAGUUUUAUGUGUGGAAGAAGCUGAUGAAAAUUCUGAAAGAACGGCUUCCAGAAAAUCUCGGCCUGGUGUCAUCACUUUCACAGAGGAAGAAACAGCAGAACUUGCAAAAAUAAGACCUCAAGAAAGUGCCACAGUUUCAGAAAAAGUUCUUGUCCAGUCUGCUGCAGAAAAGGACAGAAUUAGUGAGAUCAAAGAUAAGCAUGCAGAAUUGGAAGCAGAGCCCAAGUACGCCAAUUGUUGUACUUAUUGUCCCAAAAGCUUUAAAAAACCCAGUGAUUUAGUCAGGCAUGUUCGUAUCCACACUGGGGAGAAACCAUAUAAAUGUGAUGAAUGUGGAAAGAGUUUUACUGUGAAGUCUACUCUGGAUUGCCAUGUAAAAACACACACAGGUCAGAAGCUCUUCAGUUGUCAUGUAUGCAGUAAUUCUUUUUCUACCAAAGGGAGUCUAAAAGUGCAUAUGCGCCUGCAUACAGGAGCAAAGCCAUUUAAGUGUCCACACUGUGACUUACGGUUUCGUACUUCAGGGCGUAGAAAAACCCACAUACAAUGUCACUAUAAACCAGAAGCCAAGAGGGUCAGGAAGUCUAUGACCCGUACAUCUACUGAGGGACUACAACCAGUGAAUCUUCUCAACUCUUCCACAACAGACCCCAAUGUUUUUAUUAUGAAUAAUUCUGUUCUGACAGGUCAAUUUGAUCAGAAUUUGCUUCAACAAGGACUUGUGAGCCAGGCAAUCCUUCCUGCUUCUAUGUCAGCUGGAGGUGACUUAACUGUGUCCUUGACAGAUGGUAGCUUGGCCACCCUUGAAGGCAUACAGUUACAGCUUGCUGCUAAUCUGGUUGGACAGAACGUUCAAAUUUCUGGAAUAGAUGCUGCCAGUAUUAACAACAUCACAUUACAGAUUGAUCCCAGUAUUUUACAGCAGACACUACAGCAGAGUAAUUUACUUGCCCAGCAAUUAACUGGGGAUCCCAACAUGGCUCCACAGAACAACUCCCUCCAGACCACAGACAACACGGUUCCCGCUAAUGUGGUUAUCCAGCCGAUAUCAGGCUUGUCUUUACAGCCCACAGUUACGUCUUCAGCUAAUGUAACAAUAGGAUCACUGUCUGAGCAAGACUCUGUGUUGACAACUAAUAGUAAUGGUGCACAGGAUCUCUCUCAAGUCAUAACAUCACAGGGUAUGGUGUCCACUUCAAAUGGUCAGCAUGAGAUAACAUUGACUAUAAAUAACUCAAGUUUGAGUCAAGUUCUAGCUCAUGCUGCUGGCUCCACCACUACAAAUUCUUCAGGAAGUCCACAAGAAAUUACUCUCACCAUAUCUGGUCAAGAUCUUAUUCAGCAUAAUUCUUCAGGAACUAAUGAGUUGAAUGGGAGUUUGCGACUGACAACGCCAACAAUCAGCAAUCAGUCAACAGGUGCUACAUUAACUUUAAGCAAUGAUCAACUUCUGUCUCAGGGUCCAUCACUGAACACUUCAGAACUUAAUACAUCAAGUGGAAAUCUUCCUUCAGCACCACCCAUGUCUCAAUCCACAGUUUCUGCUCAGAAUUUAGUAAUGUCUUCAUCUGGAGUUGGAGGAGAUGGUAGUGUCACCUUGACCUUGGCUGAUACUCAGGGCAUGUUGUCUAGUGGUCUUGAUGCAGUUACACUUAAUAUCACUUCACAGGGUCAGCAGUUCCCUGCUUUACUCACAGAUUCUAGUCUCUCCAGCCAAAGCGGUUCGGGCUCACAACAAGUCAUACUGGUGAGCCAUACACCACAUUCAACAUCUGCAAACUCUGAUGAAAUAACGUAUCAGGUGGCCGAGGUUUCUUCUAACCUGACUAAGAGCAGUCAAGUAGAAAAAGAGGGCCGUAUACACCAGUGCUUUGAAUGCAAUCAAACCUUUUCUUCAGCUACAAUGUUAAUGCACCACAGUAAAGAGGUUCACGGCAAGGAGAGAAUUCACGUUUGCCAUGUUUGCAAUAAAGCCUUCAAACGGGCAACACAUCUCAAGGAGCACAUGCAAACCCAUCAGGCUGGACCUUCCCUAAGUUCCCAGAAGCCAAGAGUGUUUAAAUGUGAUACUUGCGAAAAGGCUUUUGCUAAACCAAGUCAGCUGGAGAGGCAUAGCCGCAUCCACACAGGGGAACGUCCAUUUCACUGUUCACUGUGUGAAAAAGCUUUUAACCAGAAGAGUGCCCUUCAAGUGCAUAUGAAAAAGCACACAGGAGAGAGGCCUUACAAAUGUGAUUACUGUGCAAUGGGCUUUACACAGAAAAGCAAUAUGAAACUCCAUAUGAAACGAGCUCAUGGUUAUGUUGGCACUGUACAAGAAUCUGCCAGCCAUCAAGAACAAGAAGGGGAAGAUAUCAAUCGUACUUUGAAUUUAGAAGAGGUUGUUCAAGAAUCUUCAAAUGAAUGGCAGAGUAUAAGCAAUGUUUUUCGAUGACACCUUAGUUGAAAGUUUUUCUUUCAGGACUUGAAUUUCUCAACGUACAUUUUGAAAAAAGUAAAGCAUAUGGAUUUUACAGUUGAUGCUUGAAGCAUUGGAAAUAGUAACAAUACAAUAAUAUAUUAUAGCUUUUUUAAUUAUUUACAGAAAGUACCGUACUUAAAAGAAUCAUUGUUUUUUGUAAACUUGCAGGAAUAUAUUGAAAAAAAAUCAAUUAAUCUGUUAAAUUGUCUACAGAUCAAUGAACUCAGGUAAUACUGCAUGCAGUUUCAUCUUCUAAUCCAGAGCUAGUAUAUCUAGUUGAACAAUUAACUGGAAUUUCACAUC
Molecule: messenger RNA, 6123 nt
Organism: Pelodiscus sinensis (Chinese soft-shelled turtle)
Lineage: Eukaryota; Metazoa; Chordata; Testudines; Trionychidae
Source: RefSeq, a predicted model, not a curated record